Molecule: messenger RNA, 2062 nt
Organism: Triplophysa dalaica
Lineage: Eukaryota; Metazoa; Chordata; Actinopteri; Cypriniformes; Nemacheilidae
Product: tripartite motif-containing protein 6-like
Exons: 8
Coding region: 62-1687 (541 amino acids)
Molecular function (GO): zinc ion binding; protein binding
Source: RefSeq, a predicted model, not a curated record
ACUGCAUACACUGCAGAGAAGAAUUCACUUCUGAAAAGGUGUAAACUCAGACCUAAUCACCAUGGCUACAGCUGUAGAUGUCUCUCGCCACCUUCAGUGUCCGAUCUGUAAGAACCUGUUUGAAGAUCCAGUCAGCACAGUCUGUGGACACAGCUUUUGCCAGCGCUGUCUGGAACAGCACAUAAGCACGAGUGAUCAACAAUGCCCUCUGUGUAAAGAGUCUAUUUACACAAAACCCAGCGUGAACGUUGCUCUCAAAACCCUUCUGCAGCAGUUUCUCCAGAUGCAGAUGGCGGACCUUAGUCUCUACACGGGAGAAAGAGGUGAGAUCCCCUGCAACGUCUGUGAGGAAAACCUGACAUCAAGAGCUGUGAAGUCCUGCUUGACCUGUUUGCUCUCAUACUGUGAGCGGCAUCUGAAGCGCCAUCAGUCUUUGAGUAGGCACAGGGGUCAUAAACUGGUGAGUCCGGUGGAGAGACUAGACGAGAAAGCAUGUCCUGCCCACGGCAGACCUCUGGAGCUCUACUGCAAACGGGAAAAGCGUUUGAUCUGCACCUUAUGUGUGAAGACUGGGGAAGAUGUCAUAUCUAUCGAGACGGAGAGAGAGAGGAGAGAGGCUGAACAGCAAAAUAUUAUUAAAGGAUUGGAAAGCAUGACAAACCAGAGUGAGAACAAACUUGAGGAUCUUCAAAACACUGUCACAAAAUACCAGGUUCAGAUAGACAGAGAGCAGAGGGAGAUAAAGGAGGUGUUUGCUGAAGUAAUGGAUGUUGUGAGGAGAGCUGAGGUGGAGCUGCUCAUUCCUCUGGAGGAUGGAAGAAGACGUCUUGACAAGGAGAUGGCAGAAAAAACCCAGCAGAUACAAAAGGAAAUCCUGAAGUAUAGAGAAAUCAUCGAUCACCUGAACCAAAAUAAGAAAGAGGAAGAUGACAUGGUCUUUCUACAAUCUGAUUGGCUGGAAGUCGAACCCUCUGUACCUGCUGAAGUCAAAGAUGAUUGGACAGUUUCUAUUGACACUGAACUGAAGUUUGGCUCCAUGAGAAAUAUAAACUCAUCCGCUUUGGCUUCCAUUAGGACUCAGCUAGAGAAUCUUUGCUCUUUUGAAAUUAGAAGAAUUCAGAGGUUUUCAGUGGAUGUGAUUCUGGAUGAAGAAACGGCACAUCUGAGUCUGGAAGUGUCUCAGGAAGGCAAAUCUGUGAGAGACAACGGGAACGUUCAUUACAUCUCGGGCGGCCCCGGACAAUUCGAUCUGGUGGGUGGAAUCCUGGGAAAGCUUCAGAUUAUGUCGGGAAGAGCAUUCUGGGUAGUUGAGGUGGGGGAGAAAACUAGUUGGGAACUGGGUGUAUUGAGAGAAAAUGCAAAUAGGAAAGGGAAAGUCUCCUACAAGCCCGAAGAGGGUUACUGGGCCAUCGUGCUCUGCGAUUCAAACCUGUAUGGAGCUUUUGAAGAUCCUCCUCUUCAGCUUCAUCUCUCCACCAAACCCCAGAAGGUGGGAGUGUUUGUCGACUAUGAGGAUGCUCUCGUCUCCUUCUAUAAUAUGGACAAUCUGUCACAUAUUUACUCUUUCACUCAGUGUGACUUCAAUGAAACGCUCCGUCCAUAUUUUAACCCUCAUCCCAACAAAGAUGGUAACAAUUCUCUUCCAAUGACCAUAUGCUCUGUCAACCCAGAUGACAUAUUUAUUUAGGAGCUGUGUCCAGUUGCAUAAAGCACCUUAAGUUUUCCAUCUUAAGUGUGACACUUUAGGGGUGAUUUCCCUUUACCGAAGACAAUAGGAGAAUAACUUAAGUAAAACUUGAGGUAUAUUUAAGGAGCUCACUUAAGGGAAAAUUACACUUAAGGUGCUUUAUGCAACGGGCCCUGUACUGUGUGCAGUAAGCAUUAACACACACACACAAAAACAUACACGCGCGCACACACACAAACACAUACAAAUUCAUAGACCAUUUUCGUUUUUUUUAAAUGUAGUAUUUAAAGAUAUAUGAAUGUGUUUAGCUAAAAUUAUACUUUUUUUCAUUCUGUGAACUACUAACAAUAUUGUUUCUUUUUGCACUUAUUUGCA